UAUUCAGUCUGCUAUACAGGUCUCGAGUUCUGACUUCAACUAACUAUAAUAAUAAUUCUUUAUUUUUAGUACAGCCUACUGUUUUGCAACUCCUAUAGAUGUCAAUGGCUAUAGGUGAUUGGUGGCUGUUUAAUUUUGAUUUAUUAAGUAAAAUUAAGAUGUAUAGCGCAAUUUUAUGUUGAGCACUCAAGACUGUAUGGUACCUGUCAUACGCGCUCUUCUUUAUUCAUAGCAAUUUCUCUAUUAAGAAGAUUAAGAAGAAAAAAGAUAUUAUCACACAUUUACAUCGUUUCUUUGAUAUAAAGGGUGCUUGUGAUAGUAAUAAAAUGGGUUCAACUUUACAUAUCACUUUAUUAACCCUGUCCUUAAACAACGUUGUGCUGUCGGAAUUGUUCCACUCGGAGGAGACCAUACCCGUCAUAAACAGUGUGAAGACCAGCGGUCGGCUCUGGAAAAGGAGCGAGAAUCAACAUAGCUUCAGAUUGACAGCUUUCGGCCAGGACUUCACAUUGAAUUUGACUCCGGAUGACUCGUUUGUUGCUCCAAAGUUAACCAUUCAGCACAUACAAUCGAAACAUCUGGCUGCGCUUUUCAACGGAACCAGAUCAGGGCAUUUUACCGGUGGUAUCAUCAAGACAGAGGGGAAUGGGGACGAGCUUAAAGGCUGCUUCUUCUCAGGGAAGGUGGACACCGACCAGGAAUCUGUUGUCGCAAUGAGCCUGUGCCACGGGAUGCAAGGGUUCUUCAUAACGCAUGGGGAUGUGUAUCUAAUUCAACCCAAAGUUAUUGGCCAUGGUAAAACAGAGAGAUCAUUCUUGCAGGUGCACAUUAUAAAAAGGAGAGUUUUGACCGAAGUACAACAUUUGUCCAAGACUUUCCAAGCUUUUGAUCAGGUGAAGGAUAAAAGCCGUCUGGCCACAGAUGACCGCACUGCAUAUCCUGUUGAUGAUGCUGAGCUAGCGACGGGACGGAAGCGACGGUUUGUCUCCUCUCCAAGAUAUAUCGAGACGCUGGUCGUAGCCGACGCUUCAAUGACACAUUUCUAUGGAGACGAAAUAAAGCACUACCUACUGACUCUGAUGGCAGUGGCGGCGCGGGUCUACCGCCACCCCAGUCUGAAGAACUCAGUGAGCCUGGUGGUUGUGAAGAUGCUGGUGGUGGAGGACGAAGAUGUAGGGCCCCAGGUGUCCAGCAACGGCGGAAUGGCCCUCAGGAACUUCUGUAACUGGCAGCAGCUCUUCAACCCCUCCAGCCAGAGGCACCUGGAACACUACGAUACAGCCAUCUUAUUCACCAGACAGGACAUCUGUGGUCAGAGGAGCUGUGACACCUUGGGGGUGGCUGACGUGGGCACCAUGUGUGACCCCAAGAGAAGCUGCUCUGUAAUAGAGGAUAACGGUCUGCAGGCCGCCUACACCGUGACACACGAGCUAGGUCAUGUACUCAGCAUGCCUCAUGACGACUCUAAUAACUGUAUCAGAUGGUUCGGACACCUGGAUGGGCCACACAUGAUGGCGUCUGUGUUCUUUAGCCUCAACAAGACUUUGCCAUGGUCGCCAUGUAGCGCCCGCUAUGUCACAGAGUUCUUCGACAAUGGAUAUGGUGACUGUCUGUUGGAUCCUCCAGAGCAGACUCUCCCUCUCCCUGUUGAUCCCCCUGGUGUCUCCUACAACCUGGACCGUCAGUGCCAGCAGGCCUUCGGGGAGGAGUUCAGCCUGUGUCCGGACACCCCAGAGGACCAGACUUGCAGCCAGCUGUGGUGCCGGGAGGAGGGCCAGCCACACUGCACCACCCGGAACGGCAGCCUGCCCUGGGCUGAUGGCACGCUCUGCUGGGCUGGGGCCAGGGCUGAAGCUGGGACCAACACCACCUGUCAGGGAGGUGUCUGUGCUGCAGUGACUGAUCAGCAGAAAAGAGAGGAGCCUGUGGACGGAGGUUGGGGUGUGUGGGGCCCCUGGGGGUCAUGCUCCAGGUCAUGUGGCGGAGGGGUGGAGUUUUCCCAGAGAGAAUGCACUGAUCCCAAGCCACAAAACGGAGGAGCAUACUGUGCGGGACAGAGAGCCAAGUACCAGACUUGUCACAUACAGGCCUGCCAAGAUGAGCAUGGUAAGAGCUUCAGAGAUGAGCAGUGUGAGAAGUACAACAGCGACCGAUACCUGGACAUCCAUGGGAACAUCAAGCAGUGGAUCCCCAAAUACAACGGUGUCUCACCCAGGGACAGGUGCAAACUGUUCUGCAGAGCAAGAGGCAGCAAUGAAUUCAAAGUCUUCGAGGCCAAGGUUGUUGAUGGCACCACCUGUGGCCCAGACACCACCUCCAUCUGUGUCCAGGGACAGUGCGUCAAAGCUGGCUGCGAUCAGGUGAUCGGCUCCAGUGUGAAGCUGGACAAAUGUGGCAUGUGUGGGGGUGAUGGAACAACCUGCAGGAAGAUCACUGGAUCGAUGAAUAAAGCCAUUUUCGGCUACAACGACAUUGUGACCAUUCCGGCUGGGGCCACCAACAUCGACAUCAAGCAAAAGAGCCACCGCGGGAUCAGACAUGACGGCAACUACCUGGCCUUGAAGACAGAGGUUUCCUACAUCCUGAACGGGAAUUUCUCUGUGUCCACAGCAGAGCAGGACAUCCCAGUCCUGGGCGCCGUACUCCGGUACAGUGGUUCCUCCACCACCCUGGAGAGGGUCUUGAGUUACCAGAAGCUCCGACAGGCAGUCGCUGUCCAACUCCUGUCCACAGCCGGAGACGCCUCUACCCCUAGGGUCAAGUACAGCUUUUUCCUCCCCAGGGAUGUCCCCUUUACCAAGCCUGGAGCUGAGGGUAGAGCUUCGCUACAUGCGAUUCUGCCACUAGGGGGCUCAGAGUGGGCUCUGGGGGAGUGGUCCGAGUGCUCCAAGAGCUGUGGUUCAGGUUGGUCAAGAAGGAGCGUAGAGUGCCGGGACGGGGCAGGCACCCUGUCCUUCUCCUGUGAUGAGGACCUGCGGCCGGUAGAUAUCCGGCCGUGUGGGGACCUGCCCUGCCCUGUCUGGCAGAUGGGUCCCUGGUCGGCAUGCUCGAGGACAUGUGGUGUGGGGGUGCGCCAUCGAAGCGUGCUGUGUAUUGACUACACCGGUAAGGUGGUGGAAGUAGGAAAAUGUAACCUCGCCAAGAGGCCAGAGGUGGUUUCUUCAGAGUGCAGCUACCAGGACUGCUGAGUCUGUGCUGAUAAAGCAGGAAGGGAAAGGGCAGUUGGUGGCAGUGGUGGGAUCCAAGGCCGAGGGAAGUAGUGUAGGAAGCUGGUUAGUUAGUCAACUAACCAGUGCAACAACCCUUUCCCAACCACCACAACCCUGCUUCAGAGACAAGCAGGGAAGCUAGAAUAAUCAAGAGUGGUCGGUUCACUAUAUCGGCCAGAACCAAAACUGUGGUUUGGCUUGGUUGUAGAAAUAUUUCACAUUUGAUAGAUUAACUUAAUUAUUUCAAUGUUUAUUUCCUUGAUGAUGUCAUAGCUUCAAAACGCCUAUUGACGGUUUGUUUUCCAACAGAGAUCUACCUCAAAGGAUGUAAAAAUAAUCAACUAUCACUUCUUAACCUAAAGUUUCUGUUUGCAUCUAGCUUAACACAUUAUCAAAGGUACAUCUUCACUUUCCACAAAUGCUGCUGAUAGUCCACUGGAGUGGUUGAAUACCACUGUCAUUCAUUUUUGCCCCCCAUUUGAACACACAUGCCCUCAAAUCAAUUCAAAGUAUACUACCUAAUCAAAUCAAGUGACAUUCAAUAUUUUAGGGAAUAAAGAAAAACCUUUCAUAUGAAUAGAGAGACAAUACCUCAAAUCAAAUGAAAUUUUAUUUCUCACAUGUGCUGAAUACAACAGGUGUAGGUAGACCUUAAAUGCUUACUUACAAGCCCUUAACCAACAAUGCAGUUAUAAGAAAAUACAAAAAAAAAGUGAAAUAAGAAUAACAAAUAAUUAAAGAGCAGCAGUAAAUAACAAUAGCAGGGCUGUAUUCAAGGGGUACCGGUACAGAGUCCAUGUGCUUGGUCUCGAGGUAAUUGAGGUAAUAUGUACAUGUAGGUAGAGUUAUUAAAUUGACUAUGCAUAGAUAAUAACAGAGAGUAGCAGCAUCAUAGAAGAGGUGGAGGGGUAAUGCAAAUAGUCUGGAGCUGCUGUUCAGGAGUCUUAUGGCUUUGGGGUAGAAGCUGUUUCGAAGCCUCUUGGGCCUAGAUUUGGCGCUCCGGUACCGCUUGCCGUGCGGUAGCAGAGAGAACAGUCUAUGACUAGGGUGGCUGGAGUCUAUGACAAAUUUUAGGGCCUUCCUCUGACACCGCCUGGUAUAGAGGUCCUGGAUGGCAGCAAGCUUGGCCCCGGUGAUGUACUGGGCCGUACUCACUACCCUCUGUAGUGCCAUGCGGUCAGAGGCCGAGCAGUUGCCAUACCAGGCAGUGAUGCAACCCGUCACAGGAUGCUCUCGAUGGUGCUACUAUAAAACCUUUUGAGGAUCUGAGGACCCAUGCCAAAUCUUUUUAAUCUUCCGAGGGGGAAUAGGUUUUGUGUCCCCCUUCUGCUUGGACCAUGUUAGUUUGUUGGUGAUGUGGAUGCCAAGGAACUUGCAGCUCUCAACCUGCUCCACUACAGCCCCGUUGAUGAGAAUGGGGCGUGCUCUGUCCUUCUUUUCCUGUAGUCCACAAUCAUCUCCUUUGUCUUGAUCACGUGAGGGAGAGGUUGUUGACCUUGCACCGCAUGGUCAGGUCUCUGACCUCCUCUCUAUAGGCUGUCUCAUGGUUUUUGGUGAUCAGGCAAACCACUGUUGUGUCAUCAGCAAACUGAAUGAUGGUGUUGGAGUCGUGCCUGGCCCUGCAGUCAUACGUGAACAGGAAGUACAGGAGAGGACUGAGCACGCACCCCUGAGGGGCCCCCGUGUUGAGGAGCCAUAUCGGAACAUCUGAAACCCUGUUCCAUUCUGUCUGUGUUUCUGGAACACUGGAGCAUGUUUUUGAUGCUAAGUCUCUGGCCACAGAGUUAAACUCACACUAUCAUAUUUCUCACAUAAAUCAGAGCUAUUUAAUCAAGUAGGGAUGAUUGAAACAAACCCACAUAACCUUUUUAAUUUGCUUGACUAUUUAUAGCUUGCUGAAAUAUGCAUAUUCAUGAUAGAAGUACUAGUUCUUUAGACUUAACUUUGUAUCUACUGCUAGUUGGAAUGGUUUUGUGGCAUUCUUUUAAAACAAAUGUCUGUCAUGUUAAUAACAAGGAGAUUGUAUUUAUUUUCUUAACUUUGUGUUUUCGUUAUUAUUCUUGGCCAUGGUGAAUGCUGUAGAUAAACAUUUUAUGAGUUGUGUUUUUGCUUCAACUAAUGACAAGGAAAACAAUGGAAUAUCUGUAUCUAAUGUAAAACAUGUAUAUGAUGCUUCAUUUGAAAUAUGCUGUGCCAGAAAAUAUGGCAUUAUGAAAGGUUAGCUGAAGAAUAAUACUUUUGAGCUCAACUGAAACGAGCAUAGCAGCUAUUGAAAUGGUGUAAAUGUACUUUGAUGCCACAAGCUAGAUGUCAUUCAUUAAUUUGUGUUAAAUUGCAUGUAGAAUCACAGCUUCUUUUAGAAGUGAAAUAAGAAAUGAGAAGUUGUUUACGUAGAUAGUAGAUACACUCCUAAUGUGGUUAAAGUCUAAUCCACACACUCUUAGAAAAAAGGGUUCCAAAAGGGUUCAUCAGCUGUCCCCAUAGGAUAACUCUUUUUGGUUCCAUGUAGAGGAAACCAGAACCAUUUUGGGUUCCAUGUAGAGGAACCCAAAAGGGUUGUACCUGGAACCAAAAAGGGUUCUCCAAAGGGUUUUCCUAUGUGGAUAGCCGAAUAACCAUUUUAGGUUCCAGAUGGCACCUUUUUUUCUAAGACUGUACAACUCAGAGUAACAGAGAAAGAGGUAAUGGUUUCCAUGUCCUCUGUUAAGUAGAAAUAAAAUAUAUUGUAUAUUUGAGCUAAGAGUCAUUUCCACUCUCUGGGUGGAAUGAGAACAGAAGUUUAUAAGACACAGCAACAACUGAAACUGUUUAAUGGUCAUUUUAGUUAAUAGUUAAUAGCUACAGUUGAAGUCGGAAGUUUACAUACACUUGAGCCAAAUACAUUUAAACUCAGUUUUUCACAAUUCCUGACAUUUAAUCCUAGUAAAAAAUUCCCUGUCUUAGGUCAGUUAGGAUCACAACUUUAUUUUAAGAAUGUGAAAUGUCAGAAUAAUAAGUAGAGAUAGUUAUUUAUUUCAGCUUUUACUUCUUUCAUCACAUUCCCACUGGGUCAGAAGUUUAGAUACUAAUUGAGUGUAGUAUUUGGCAGCAUUGCCUUUAAUAAGUUGGGUGAAUUUUGGCCCAUUCCUCCCGACAAAGCUGUUGUAACUGAGUCAGUUUUGUCGGCCUCCUUGCUCCCACACGCUUUUUCAGUUCUGCCCACAAAUUUUCCAUGGGAUUGAGGUCAGGGCUUUGUGAUGGCCACUCCAAUACCUUGACUUUGUUGUCCUUAAGCCAUUUUGCCACAACUUUGGAAGUAUGCUUGGGGUCAUUGUCUAUUUCAAGACUGAUGUCUUGAGAUGUUGCUUCAAAAUAUCCACAUAAUUUUACAUCCUCAUGAUGCCAUCUAUUUUGUGAAGUGCACUAGUCCCUCCUGCAGCACAGCCCCAUGGUGUUUAUACUUGCGUUCUAUUGUUUGUACAGUUGAACGUGAUACCUUGUGUGUUUGGAAAUUGGAAAUUGCUCCCAAGGAUGAACCACUUGUGACUUGUGGAGGUCUACACAUUUUCUCUGAGGUCUUGGCUCAUUUUCCCAUGAUGUCAAGUAAAGAGGCACUGAGUUUGAAGGUAGGCCUUGAAAUACAUCCACAGGUACACCUCCAAUGGACAAAACUGAUGUCAAUUAGCCAUCAGAAGCUACGAAAGCUAUGACAUAAUUUUCUGGAAUUUCACAAGCUGUUUAAAGGCACAGUCAACUUAAUGUAUAUAAAAUUCUGACCCACUGGAAUUGUGUGAAAUAAUCUGUCUGUAAACAAUUGUUGGAAAAAUUACUUAUGUCAUGAACAAAGUACAUGUCCUAACCGACUUGCCAAAACUAUAGUUUGUUAACAAGAAAUUUGUGGAGUGGUUGCAAAACGAGUGUAUGUAAACUUACGACUUCAACUGUAUAUUAAAAUUAUUAUAUUUCUGCCAGGUAAAUCCCUGAGUGUUAAAACAUCAUUGCUUUAUUUAAUUUAAGAUGCUGCUGGUGACAGAGUAAAAGGGGGGAGUUAGCUAUUAUGCCACCCCUUAUGUGUCGUUAGUUGAAAACAGCUUUGUUUUCAGAUUUCCUCUCACUGGGUAUGUAAUGAUAGAGCAUUCCAGAAUGUAUUUAAAGGAGAAAAGAUGUAGAACUGAUUUCAAAGCAUUCUAUCCCUUCAAUGAAGGUCUUUACGAUGCUAUUGUUAUAGCUUCCCUACAAAGCUAUUUAUUUUUUAAUACUUUCAGACUAAUUACUACAGUUUCAUCUUUAUGUUGCUGCUGUCUAUCUUCCUGAAUUGUAAGAAAUUAGACUGAUUCAUAAUUUAACAAUAAAGAGGUCUCUUGACUGAAA
Molecule: messenger RNA, 7559 nt
Organism: Oncorhynchus nerka (sockeye salmon)
Lineage: Eukaryota; Metazoa; Chordata; Actinopteri; Salmoniformes; Salmonidae
Gene: adamts8a
Product: ADAM metallopeptidase with thrombospondin type 1 motif, 8a
Exons: 9
Coding region: 327-3188 (953 amino acids)
Biological process (GO): proteolysis; extracellular matrix organization
Molecular function (GO): zinc ion binding; metalloendopeptidase activity
Source: RefSeq, a predicted model, not a curated record